This is a messenger RNA of Poecilia latipinna (sailfin molly), 2314 nucleotides long. RefSeq names its product cystatin-like. Gene Ontology annotation, cellular component: vesicle; cytoplasm. The transcript is spliced from 5 exons. The coding region runs from base 152 to 580 and encodes 142 amino acids. The record is from RefSeq and is a predicted model, not a curated record. NCBI's taxonomy places the organism in Eukaryota, Metazoa, Chordata, Actinopteri, Cyprinodontiformes, Poeciliidae. Gene Ontology annotation, molecular function: cysteine-type endopeptidase inhibitor activity.
ACAAACACACAUUCACUCAGAGAACACAGAAGCUGUUUCUCUCUUCCUCUGCUCCAUUUUCCAACCCAGCUGAAGCGUCUUCUAUAAGACCUGGACUUUUCAAUAUCUUGCUUGGGAACGUCUGUAGCUGACAAGUUGUUGGAAAGCAAAUAUGUCUCUGCCAUUGUCCUUCCUGAUAUGUCUGUCAGUCUUCAACCUGUGUUUGGGAACUGGGCCUGUGGAGGAAGUCAUUAAAGUCAAAAAAGUGCAUCUUUUAGGGGGUUGGUCUGAAAGAAGUCUUGAGUCAAAAGAUGUUCAGAGGGCGGCUCAAUAUGCUGUGGAGAUGUACAACAAAGAUUCACAGGACAAGGAGUUGUUCAAGCUGGUCUCAGUUACCAGUGCUAAAUCCCAGGUAACCAAUAUGAUCAACUUUAAAAUUGACGCAAUCCUUGGAAGAACCAAAUGUCUUAAGACGCAAAACCUUGACAUUAAAAGCUGCGAUUUGGACAAAGAGCAAGUAAAGUGUCAGUUUUUUGUGACUUUGAACCCCCACAACGACAAACAUGAGCUGAACACCAAAACAUGCAACAAAGUUACAUAGAAGGGUUAAUACUUUUUUACAAUGUCAAGAUAACCAAAGAUCAUCCCAUUAUUUCCAUGCUGGAGAUUUUAGGUUAUCAGUAACAAUACAUGAAGUUACCUUUAAAAUGAAUUACACAAAGUAGCAUCUAAACCCAAAAGUAAAAUCAAACUUCAAUAAAAUCAGUGAGGUUGUGUGUUUGUUUUGUCUCAUGCAAGCUUUACUUUUAACCUAUUUCCUUUUGUAUUUAAUCAUUAGAAAUCAUAGUCAGGCAGAGAGAGAGAGAGAGAGAGAGAGGUGCAAAGCCAUGAAACAGGAACAGCAGGCUUCAUGAUAAAAGGAAGUAAAUUUCCAGCCGGCGGAUUUAUAGAAAUAUUUGAGACUAUUCCUUAUUUCAAUACAAGAAAGUUUUAAAUAAGAAAUUCUUAUCAAAAUUAGUAAUUGAAUAAGACCCAAAGCAAAAUACUUAUAUUGAUAAUGUUUUCUCUUGUAAGAAUGAACAACUGUAACUUUGGUUUCAAACAAUAAGAAUAAUGGAUGAUUCCUGGUUUCUUUUCAUAAGAACACCUAUAAUUACUCACAAUAUGAUUAUAAGAGUAACUAAUCAGGCAUGAUUAUCAUAAUAUUAUAAAUUACUGCUAAAUCUAAAGCUAAAGAGGUUAUAGAUGUGAUUUUGAUACUGAACUUGAAAUGAUGUAAAAUAUGUAGCUGCAAUCAGAGAUCACUGAUGUUGUUUUGGAGGUAGAUAGUAGGUGAAGGAUUAGAGGAAAGAGGAACUAGAAGGAGAGCAGAGAUGACCAACACCUCAGAGUUUGAUGAUUUGGAAACAGAUUGUUGCAACUCAAACUGUUAGAAGAAAAAGACUGUGCAGGUAUAGAGUUUAGGGAGACAUUUGAGCAACACCAGGACAUGAACACAGAGAUCAGGUCAUAAUGUCUCUAAGACAAUGAUGGACACGAGGUCAUCUAUUCAAACAGACGGCCAAUAAUACAAGCAUGACAACAGUGACAGCUAAUGCAAGUGUAUCUGUAGGGUGGAGAAACCCUAUAAAAGGUGAAAGCAAAAGAGGAACCUUUGGUUGGAUCCUCCAGGCAGAUUUUAGCCAAAAUUGAGAUGGACAAAGAACUCUGCAGCUGAAGAAGAUCCUGAACCAGAGAUAGUCGAAGAAUGUCCUGUGCACGGGGACCAACCGAUCAGCCUCAAAUUGCACUCCUCUCAUUAUCUAAAUUCAGACCCCAACGAUAAAGGCAACGAACAAAGGUGAAGAAGAGGAACUGGGGCCUUCUUUCCGUGCGUUCAGCUCGCCUACAUCUCAGCGUACCAGAAAGAUCUUGAAACAAGAUGAAGGGGCUUCAGAUUUGCAAGACAAGAAGCUGAGGAUCGCAACACGCAUGAGGAAAUCACUCUAAGAUCCAAGACCUGCAGCUCUACAUCAGUACUCUUCCUGGCAGCACUUAAGGCCUGUGUGACCUCACAUCCAUGCAGAGACACCUGCCCUGAUCAAUCAGCGUUGUAAGUCUCCUCCUGCUGGAACACGUUCUUCAUCGUCAGGCUGGUUCUGGAGUUCGAAAUUCCAUACACCGUCCAUCUCUCAAAGGUUCUCUAUUUAGUUCUCAGUGUCAGCAUUAGGGAAAGAUAGGAUAGAUAGGUUGAUUGAUUUUUCUGAUUUGAUUAUUUCUGCUAUUGCAUUAAGCUGUACUGUCCUUCGCAAAAUUGUCUUACUAAUAAAUAUUCAGCAUAAAGAAAAAUCUAAAA